This is a messenger RNA of Candoia aspera, 3453 nucleotides long. It is a transcript of the gene LEPR, whose product is annotated as leptin receptor. Gene Ontology annotation, cellular component: membrane; external side of plasma membrane. Bases 16 to 3453 code for a protein of 1145 amino acids. The transcript is spliced from 18 exons. NCBI's taxonomy places the organism in Eukaryota, Metazoa, Chordata, Lepidosauria, Squamata, Candoiidae. The record is from RefSeq and is a predicted model, not a curated record. Gene Ontology annotation, biological process: cytokine-mediated signaling pathway. Gene Ontology annotation, molecular function: cytokine receptor activity; protein binding.
GUUGGCCAGAACAAGAUGAACUGGUGUAACAUUUUGACUGGAUUUCUGCAGUUAAAUUUCUUUCAAGUGGUAAUCUCUCAUUGCAUGGUGUAUCAGAUUCCUCCACAGAGCUUUGAAAUGCCCUGUGUACCAGCUAGAAUUGCAGAGGAUGGUCCCACUUGGCAUGAUGCACAUGGUACAAUUGGAGCCAAUGCCACUGUACUGGUGGCUGAAGAUAAUUUCUUAUGCUGCCACUGGAGUGAUACUUAUAUGAAUUGUUUUGCAUACACUGAAGAAAUGGAAGCCAAAGCAUUUAUUUCUUCAAGAAUUGUUGAUUCAACACUUCAACAGAUAGAUUCAAUUUGGAAUCUGCAGUUUUGGACAAAUGAAACUACAGAAGAAUUGUUUUGUGUUGUGAAAUUGUCUACUAAGUCACCAUAUUUGAAUGAAGACUUUACAGUUAAUCUGUUGCAUGCAUUAACAGAUGCAUCACUGGAAAGUGCUUCUACAAAUUCACUGAAGGAAAAUUCUACAGUCACUCACUGUAAUACUGUAGAAGCCCAAACAUAUGAAUGUCAGAUAUCUUCAAUAAAACUCAAUCAUAUUUACAUUAUGUGGCUCAAGAUCACUAAUGGAAAUGUAUUACUGAAGUCACCAUUAAUGUCAGUCAAGCCUAUAGAUAUUGUAAAACCUGAACCUCCAUUACAUCUGCAAGUUGAAAUGACAGAUACAGGACAGUUAAAAAUCUCUUGGUCUCAGCCAGCGUCAAAAUCAAAUUUAUUUCUAUAUGAAGUGAAGUGUUUUACAAACGCAGCUAAAAGUUUCCAACAGGUGGCUGAAAUUACCAUGGGAACAUCACUGACCAUAAAUAAUGAAUUGCUGGAAUCUUCAUAUGUAGUUCAGGUUCGGUGCAAGAACCGUCAUGGAUUAGGUCUUUGGAGUGAUUGGAGCUCACCUUUUAACAUGGAUCUACAAGAUGUCAUAUAUUUCCCUUCCAAACUCCUAGCAAGUGUUGGAACAAAUGUUUCCUUUUACUGUAUUUAUAAAACAAAAGACAAAAUAAUCUCAUCGAAGAAGAUAGUGUGGUGGUUGAAUUUAGCAAAAGAAAUCUCAAGUAGUCAGUAUACUUUUGUGAAUGACUACACUAGCAAAGUUACACUUACCAACUUACCUGCAAUGAAGCCUGGAGGAAAUUUUCUUUUUAAUGCUCUAUACUGUUGUAAUGAGAACAAGGAAUGUAAUCAUCGUUAUGCUGAACUAUACAUAAUAGAUACUAAUAUCAACAUCACAUGUGAAACUUAUGGCAACCUGCAAAAAAUGACUUGUUCCUGGUCCAUCAACCCAGAUCCAAUGCUUUUGGAGAGUACUUUGCUGUUAAGAUAUUAUAGGAAUGAUAUAUACUGUUCAGAAUCUCCUAGCAUGUAUUCAGAUUCAGAGGUGAAAGAAUGCAAUUUUCAGAGGAAUAAUGUUUAUGAGUGCAUCUUUCAACCAUUUUACCUUCUGUCCGGAUACACUAUGUGGAUAGAAAUUAAGCACUCAUUGGGAACAGUUACAUCAAGGCCAGUAUGUAUCCUUCCAAAAGAAGUAGUGAAGCCGUUCUCUCCCUUCAGUGUCAAAGCUGAAAUCACAGAGGACACAGGGCAGCUGAAUGUGAGUUGGAAUAACCCUGAACUUCCAAAGAAUGACCUUCAGUUUCAAGUUCGAUAUGCUGCUAGUGGAAAAGACAUUAACUGGAAGAUUCAGGAAGUUUCUACUGUAUCGGUCACCUCUACAAGUAUUGCUGUACAGGAUCCGUGUAUAAUUUACAUUGUUCAGGUACGCUGCAGUAUGACUGAAGGAGUUGGCUAUUGGAGCGAUUGGAGCAAAUCUGCUUAUACAGUUGUUAAGGAUAUCAAAGCUCCUUUGAGAGGACCUGAAUUCUGGAGAGUUAUUAAUGAAGAUCCCAUGAGGAACCAGAAAAAUGUCACUCUGCUUUGGAAGCCAUUGAUGAAGAACCUUUCUUUAUGCAGUGUUCUAGACUAUGUGGUAGAGCAUAAUACUUCAGAAAACAUUACUUGGUCUGACUAUGUAGAAAAUGACGCUACUUAUACUUUUUCAUGGUCAGAAGAUAGACAUUCUGUUAAAAUUCUAGCCAUCAACUCAAUUGGAACUUCCUCUGUGAAUUUUAUUUUAACUCUGUCACAACAAAUAAGCACAGUAAACAUUGUGCAGUCUCUGAAUAUCUACCCAAUGAACAGCAGCUGUGUAAUAAUGUCCUGGACACUUUUACCUAUGGAUUAUGUUGUUACAUCCUUUGUAAUUGAAUGGACCAAUCUAAAUGGAGAAGAACAAAUUAAAUGGAUAACAGUUCCUUCCAAUGUCAGGAGGCAUCAUAUAUUUGAUAACUUCAUUCUCAUUGAGAAAUACAGAUUUAGUUUAUAUCCAGUCAUUAAUGAAGGAGUGACAAAACCUGCAAUAACAGAAGGAUUUUCCAAAGGUGAAUUUAAUGGGAUUGAAAAGCAGCAUGAUGUGAACUUCUAUGUGAUUCUACCCUUAAUGAUUUCAUGCUCAUUUUUGCUGCUUGGAGCACUGUUGAUUUUGCAGCAGAGAAUGAAGAAAUUGUUGUGGGUUGAUGUUCCAAACCCAAAGAAUUGUUCCUGGGCACAAGGAGUUAAUUUCCAAAAGCCUGAAACCUUUGAGCAUCUCUUUCUCAAGCAUCCUGAAGCAUUGUCAUUUGGUCCUCUACUUCUGGAGCCAGAAAUAGUAUUGGAAGAUAUCAGUAUUGAUAAAGCAGUGAAAAAUGAAGAUAAACAAGAAUUACUAGCAGUUGACUCACUGUUUGCAACCAUUCAAGACUUGGAGCAUGACUCAGCUUGCUCUAGUGGUCAUUUCAAUAGUGGCAGUCUCUCUGAGAAUGUCCAUGAUAUUGAAAACAAUGGAGAAAUGUCAGAACAAUGUAAUGUAAAAUAUGCAACUAUUAUAAGUGGCUCUAUGUCAAUUGGGCUUUAUGAGCCUUCAAAGGAUUUAAGCAGUCCUUUUGACAGAAGUUUUGUGAACCUUGAGUCUUCAUUUCCAGCUUCUUUCUCUAGCAUUUCUUGGGCAGUAGGAAAUCAAUCAUUUCUGAUAUUACCUGAAUAUUUUCAAGACCCUCCCAGAAAAAGUCUCUCUCUGUCUGUUGUUUCCUCUGAAGGUUUCUCAGAACCUUCAGAACAAGAUAAAACUUUCACUGAAGGCAACAGUCCAGAGAGAAAUUUGUUCUACUUAGGCAUGGACACACCCAAAAGUAAUGAAAAUGAUGUUUUUUUAACAGAAAAUUCAAAUGUGGCAUCAUGUCACUUUCAUACCAAUACUCUCAUUAGAAGCAUGAGGAUUUCUCAAAAUGUAACAUCUGGUCUAAAUCCUUUUAUCUGUGACUGUGAAAGGCCCCUUCAGACCUUCAUACCAUAUAUGCCACAGUUCCAGACACUGACAGUUAAAGUACAUGAGACAGCUUAG